This is a messenger RNA of Pestalotiopsis fici W106-1, 3711 nucleotides long. RefSeq lists its product as uncharacterized. The coding region runs from base 1 to 3711 and encodes 1236 amino acids. Gene Ontology annotation, cellular component: plasma membrane. Lineage: Eukaryota; Fungi; Ascomycota; Sordariomycetes; Amphisphaeriales; Sporocadaceae. Gene Ontology annotation, molecular function: protein binding; guanyl-nucleotide exchange factor activity. The transcript has 6 exons. Gene Ontology annotation, biological process: Ras protein signal transduction; positive regulation of GTPase activity. The record is from RefSeq and is a predicted model, not a curated record.
AUGAACGGCAUCAUAAGAACCGCCCCGCCGGGCACCAUCUACGUGCGGGCGCUUUAUGACUACGAGGCGGAUGAUCGCACGAGUCUGAGCUUCCACGAGGGUGAUAUCAUCCAGGUUAUCACACAACUCGAGAGUGGUUGGUGGGAUGGUGUGAUCAACGGCGUUCGAGGCUGGUUCCCAAGUAACUAUUGUCAAAUCAUCUCAGCUACGGAUGAGAUGCCCCAGGCUGCUCAGAAUGGAAUGAUGGUUGCCCAAGACGAUGACUUUGAAGAUCAAGUCCGCUAUGAGGAAGAGUAUGAUGAGGAAAAUGAGUCAGACCAGGAGGAUUUCAAUGGUUUGCCCCUAGAGGGCACGGAUAUGGGCAUCAAGUCUGCUGGUGCCGAAUUUUGGAUCCCACAAGCAACCCGCGACGGCAGACUGUUCUAUUACAAUACCAUGACGGGUGAAAGCAGCAUGGAGCUGCCUCUGGAGUCGCCGACAUCUCUCAACGAGACGGGGCCGAUGGAUCGAAUGAAUGUCAAUAUGCCCGAAAAGACGCGACCACCUCCUGAAAUGAUGGCUAGAGGCCUUACCCAGGACGAAGACGAAGACUCGGAAGCCGCUUCUGCAUCCGAAUUAGAAAACGAUUCACUGAUGAUGGCCCCUCGAGGCUCAGCUUCACGAGCUCGGCGUACCUACACGAAUGACGGGGUGGGAAUAUCACCGGCGCCCUCGAUGGAUUCUAUGAACGGAGCUUCGCCUGCGACCCGCGUCCGAGGGGACACCUUCAUCAACACGAACCUACCUUCAGCAACAGGAUUCGGCCAGACGCCAACGCUGGCUUCAGCCACCUCCUUCACAGGCGCCAGCUUCAGCCUGCCACAGGCUGCCACCAUUCCUCGUUCAUUCUUUGAUGAUGGAUCGGCUUAUCCCCUCACAUGGACUAGACUGGUCACCGACAUGAAGAAGGCCAUCGACCGGUACCGCGAAGCGAUCACGACUAAUAAUCGUGCCGAAUAUGUGAGUCGCGCUGAGGACAUAUCUGAUCAUUUGCGACUACUACUAGCCGCUGGCUCUGGGACAACCGACAACCAUUCUGGUCAGCCCUCAAUUAUAUCCACAAACAAGGCUUUGUAUCCUCAUUUUAGAGAUAUGAUGUCAAAGUUCUCAAAGUUGGUCAUCUCGUCGCAUAUAGCCGCCGCCGACUGGCCUAAUGCCGAAUCCGUGCAAAAAUGUAUGCAGGAAGCCGACGGUGUCCUCAUGGGAGUUUUCAGUUUCGUUGAAGUUGCAAAGCAACAGAGGGGCGAGGAAAUCCCCCGGCUGUUUCCUGGGUUUGUCAUUGGAAGCACCGUGGGCGGUAGCUGGCAGAACAACGGGCUGGGACCCCGGGACCCCAUCACCUCAAAUUUCCUGGAUGACGAACAAGACGGCCUUGUGGACCCCGCUGCAAUUCUCGACGGACGUUUAUUGGAGAGGCUUGACGAGCAGAAGAGGAUGCUGGUCUCCAGCAUCAGGGAACUUGAGAAGUACCUCACCGUGACAGACAAGGUCAUCACACCGUACAAGCAUGAGGUCAUUGGCAACAACGUUUGUACAGCAGGUGGCAAGGUCAUGGAAACAUUCAAGCCGUGGGUUCAGAUGAUCGAGUCCAUUGACCUCUCCUCUCUCGGAAACAAUUUCCAGACGCCACAGCUCUCCGAUUACAUGACGUACAAACAGAGCCUAUACGAUAACAUAUCGGACCUUAUACUCGGUUGCCAAGCAGUCGCUGGGCCGCUAGGCGAUGAAUGGGCAGAGGUGCGCGGCGAGUCCUUGGAAGGCCGCCUCAAGUACGUUGAGCAAUGUGCCCGCGCAUUGGAGCAGAACUCAUCGCACAUUGGAUUCUCGCUGCAGCUACUCUCGGAACAGGUUAUGAGCGUUAUUACGCAGACCAGCAGCAUCGCGCGCGAAGACAUUUAUCAACGCGAACAAGUCAGAAGAGGCGACACCAUGCCAUACAACCCCGUGCACGCCCGGGCAGAGUCUCGCACGCUCGGAAUGGGUGGGCGGCCACCGCUGGUUACGUCACAGUCUUUCACCGAAGGCGACGCUCCAACGAACAACUACCGAAAGGGCGACUUAUCCAAAGUCAGGAAGAUUCUCGGAGAUGAUCCAACACCACAAGGUGCCAUACAAGCCCCAGAGGAAAUGCCUCCCUUCCUUCGUCUUGACCUCGAGAGCGAGCUGUCUUGGGAUCUCAAGACUUCACCUCCUGCCGUAAAGGGAGGUACGCUGCUGGCUUUGGUCGAGCAGCUCACUCGGCACGAUAAGCUGGAUUCGAACUUCAAAGACACCUUCCUCCUUACCUAUCGGUCUUUCACAACUGCGCGCGAGUUGUUCGAAUUACUUGUGCAGCGCUUCAACAUUCAGCCGCCCGAAGGCUUGAGCAGUAUCGAUUUUGACAUAUGGCGCGAUCGCAAGCAGAAGCCCAUUCGAUUCCGAGUUGUGAACAUAAUGAAGAGUUGGUUCGACAACUUUUGGCUCGAGGAGAACAACGAGGAGUCAAAACACCUGAUCCGAGAUGUGUACCAAUUCGCUCGAGAGACAGUCAAAUCCACAGAAACGCCCGGUUCGGCGCCUCUCAUGGCCGUUUUGGACCAACGCCUGAGCGGCAAGGAGCUUUCUUCCAAGCGCAUGAUUCAAACGCUGACAAAUAACAUACCUGCGCCCAUCAUGCCCAAGAACAUGAAGAAGCUCAAGUUUUUGGAUAUCGAUGUCACAGAAUUCGCCCGUCAGCUAACCAUUAUCGAGUCCAAGCUCUACGGCAAGAUCAAGCCUUCUGAAUGCCUUAACAAGACCUGGCAGAAGAAGAUUGGCGAAGGAGAGCCCGAGCCAGCACCCAACGUGAAGGCCUUGAUUCUUCAUUCGAACCAGAUGACGAACUGGGUAGCAGAGAUGAUCUUGGCUCAGAUGGAUGUCAAGAAGCGUGUCGUUGUCAUCAAGCAUUUUGUUUCGGUAGCCGACAAAUGCCGAUUGCUCAACAACUUCUCUACACUGACGUCUAUCAUUUCAGCCUUGGGUACUGCGCCCAUCGCUCGCCUCAAGCGGACGUGGGAUCAGGUGCCCGCUCGAACCACGGCCACUCUGGAGACAAUGCGACGACUGAUGGCCAGUACCAAGAACUUUGGUGAAUAUCGUGAGGCUCUACACGCGGCUAAUCCACCUUGUAUUCCCUUCUUUGGUGUAUACCUGACAGAUCUUACCUUCAUUGAGGAUGGAAUCCCCUCAAUUAUUAAAAAGACUAACCUGAUCAAUUUCGCCAAGCGUGCAAAGACUGCAGAGGUCAUUCGAGACAUCCAGCAGUAUCAAAAUGCACCCUACUCUCUGCAUUCCGUGCCUGAUCUUCAGGACUACAUCCUAUCCAACAUGCAAGCUGCCGGCGAUGUCCACGAGAUGUACGACAAGAGCUUGCAAGUAGAACCCCGUGAACGGGAGGAUGAAAAGAUUGUGAGAGGACACGCAUUGCCUUCCCAGGAGAAGUUGCUCUCUGUGUCUGCUACUGGUUUUGGCCGAAUCAGGCUUUCUAUGAGGCAGUGCAUCGACCCAGACAGGCCCAGACGCUACGGUCUUAAGCAGGGCGACUCAUUGCGAAUAUGCCGUUCCCUGAUCGCCGCGCAAGAAGGAGAGGAUCCCGGGCCCCUGAGCAUCGCCCAUUGUGUGGAUGAAGCCGUAUAUAAGUGGCUUUCCAUCUAG